CCUGAGCUCCUCAGCAGAGUCGUGACCCCCAGAGCAGAUUACCGGCCUUUAGAGCUGCUCUGCGGCGGAGCAGUGACCUCUGUCUGCCGCAGGGAGAAGAGCUCAGCGGCGGCGUUAACUCCCGGACUGUUGACGUGAUUGCGGGGGCUCUGACGGCAAGGUAGCUCACCCAGCGUCACCCCGUCACGCAGCCUCCCUCCCCCGGACAUGUCUCUGCUGUGAGAGCCACCAGCAGCCUCUCUCCAUUUCCCAGAUCCAUUAAUACAAUCACUGUCAUCUCCUCCGCGCUGCUCUUUUGACAACGGUGUCUUUACCCAACUUCCGCCGCUAAGUGCUAGUUGGUCAAAACUUUAGCCGUUCGCUAGCUCUUAGUACAGUUAACCAAUCCGAGUCUCUCCAGCACACCAGCUAGCUAAUGUCUUGUGCGGUCCUUGUGUUUGAACGGCGGCCAGCACCAUUGCCGGGACACCGGGCAUUCUCCCCCCCCGGGCGGCUGAUGCAAGGGUGAGGGGAACGAUGCUGAGAUUCCUUCACAUCCUCCUCCUAGCAGGCCUCUUAGGUGUUCUAUGGGAUAGAGUCGAUGCUCUUGGUGGGGUCAGACUAGUGGAUGGGGAGGACAAUUGUUCUGGGAGGGUGGAGGUACUCCGCCAUGACAGGUGGGGGACAGUUUGCGACCACGGCUGGGACCACCGGGAGGCUGACGUCGUGUGCUUGGAGCUGGGCUGUGGUUUAGCUGAAUUGGCCCUUCAUGGUGCAAAAUUUGGUGAAGGUAGUGGAGCCAUCUGGCUGCGCCACGUCCAGUGCACUGGUCACGAGUCCAGUUUGACACACUGUGCUGUCGUCCUCCACAGUAACUACUGCACCCAUGAGAAUGAUGCAGGGGUGAAAUGCUCAGGUACCCUUUUAACGCCCACCCUCACCCUGCUGUCACCUCACACUGUGUUCUCACCCGGGGAGGCCGUUCGCUUUGGCUGCAGUGUGCUGCUGGGUCACCACCUCAGUGACCUCCACUUGUACAAGCAGGGAGUGUCCACGCCGUUGGUUACACAGAGGGCGGACCAGACCCACGCCGGUGUGGAGCUCACACUGUCCGACAUAGAGACUUUCCACCAGGGCAGCUACAGUUGUCGUUACAGGAUCAAGGGUGGCUUCCCCUCUCAGCUGCUCAGCUCUCCACCCAGCAACUCCAUCAACAUCACCGUGGUGGAGCUCUUGACUCCCCAACAUUGGUACAACACGUCCUCUGAGGCCCCGGCUGGUUCCGUCAUUAAAGGCCACAAUUUUAACAUCACCUGCUCCACCCUGCAGCAGUACCCAGGAGGUUCCUUCCAGCUGCGUCUGAUCCGGUCCAAUGGCACCGUGCGCCAGUCAUUACCUGCCCUCACCCCGUCCGUCACUUUCACUUUUUCCAACGCCCAGAGCGCCAACGAGGGCUACUACUACUGCCUGUAUCGGGUCCAGCUGGGUGGACGCACCUUUGUUUCCAGAGAAAGCCAGCCCCUGCCUAUAGCCAUAAGAGACCCAGAUCCACUAUUGAGUCCAAUGGUGAUCAGCUGGCUUGUGUCUGGCCUGACAUUUGUGGUAGCUGUCAUUGUUAUAAUUAUUGUGGCCAAGGUACUAUGUAACAAGGAGAAGAAGCCCUCUGAACUAGAACGAGAGACCAGAACCUGUGUGGACAACACUUAUGUUGCCUUAUCAAUUAACAAGCUAUAAUGGGGUACGCAAGCAACAGAACAACAACUAAAGCAGAAUCACUAGUGAGUGAAGCGUCGGAAGGAUCCCACUGUCCUACCUUGAUUCAGACGGCACGUAACAAGAGAACCAAAAGGCUCGGCUGGUCGUCACACACCUUUUGACUAAAGGCACCAGAGGGACCCAGUUCAGAACAGUCUGGACGAGGUAGUUUCCACUGGACACUAACAUAGACCCAAGACUGUACUAGUUUUCUAGCAUACCAAACUUCAGACUAGUGUCACUGCAGGGAAACAAUGGAUAGAACUGGCUAUUACAGAUUGUAUUAGAGUGAGAUGCAAGCUAAUGGCCACAGAAGACUGAGAGACAGGAGAAAGUACUUCCAAGUCAAAGUUAUGGUUCAGGUUGUUCUUCAGAUUCGCUCACUUGGUUACUGCCAUGACCCCAGAUGUAUGGAGUGGGGGCAAUUACAACUAAAUGCUAAACUGGGGAAACUGUGACAUGGGUUCUUCAGGUCUCUGUGUAUAUGCAGCUCAAAAACAUUUUGUAUUUAUUACCAGGUAACACUAAUGACAGGCUCAACUAGCUUUCUAUGUAUUUGCUUCCACAGAUCAAUGAUCCUUAAAGGAUUAGAAAAUGUUUUUUGUAUUUUAAGUCUAACCCUACUCUAUAUGUCAUUAACAUGUACAUUACUGCACUUAGAAGUGUCCAAGUAGAAACUGAACUGAUAAAAAUGUUGCUGUUGUAGGAGCUUCUGGUUUCAAUUAGUUUUUUUUAUGGUAUUACUGCAUGUAUUAUGUAGUUUAUAGCAUCAGAUCAAACUACAUAAAAGGAGAAAGCUAUUGUCAUGAAAUGCACAGUAUAGUUUCUUUAUUUUUAUACCCUCCGUUAUUUAAACGUUAAAUAUUGCUUUUGCCCCUGAAUAAAAGCCUUUAAACUUG
Messenger RNA from Hippoglossus stenolepis (Pacific halibut), 2633 nucleotides. RefSeq lists its product as uncharacterized. NCBI's taxonomy places the organism in Eukaryota, Metazoa, Chordata, Actinopteri, Pleuronectiformes, Pleuronectidae. The coding region runs from base 517 to 1713 and encodes 398 amino acids. The record is from RefSeq and is a predicted model, not a curated record. Gene Ontology annotation, cellular component: membrane. The transcript is spliced from 8 exons.